AGAGCCAGAAAGAGGAUUUAUUGCAAAUAAAAUAAAAUAAAAUAAAAAAAUCCCAUAAUAGGCAAGUCAUUUUUUUUACAUUCGGAUAUAAAGCAAUCCUAUUUUUGUAAUCGAAUUUUGGAGAAACAUGAGCAUUAGUCGUCUUUUCCACAAUGACAAAAGCACAAUGAGCAUUCCAUUUCCACAAAAAAUAAAAGUAAAACAUCUCAGGGAAAUAAUCACCGACUCCAAAAGCACAGGCGGUUAAAAAAAUGGCAUGACAAUUAAAAACGCAACAGUCGAAACAAUGUUGGAAAUGAAAACACUAGAUCGCAGCCUUUUUUAAAAAAAUGCCAAAAGUGCAUUUGCAAUCAUUUGUGUUCUCGAAAAAAAUCGACGAGCGUGCCUACGGAACGUGCAUAAAACGCAGUCCCAUUGUUUGGAAAUCCGUAUUUAAAUGAAAAGAAACCUCUAAAUACAUAUUGCCAAACAUGCAAAAAAAAAUGAUAAGAAAAGCAGCUCCUUAUCAAAUGGUCCAUCCAACCUCUCCACAUAGACGAAAAUAUUCGAUAUCAUGCUUGAAAGUAAACUUACAUUUUUGGUCGAAAAUCCGCACGCGUUUGUAAAAAUAAAAGAAGGCUUAAAGGUGGUACGAUUAAAAGAAGAGGGAGAAGAAACAACACGGUGAAAGCGAGCAGAGGACCAUGCACAAAUAAGUCAAAAAGGGAAAAGUCCGCAUUAAAAAAAAAAACGGAGGAAAAUGUUGAAAGCAGUUCUCGCUUCCUUAUCAAGGCGCAGAUACAAUAUUUAUUCCUGGUCUCCUGGGAUGCUUCACUGCGUCUAUUGUCCUCCCAUUCCUGUGCUGAUGCUUAAUUUUCAAAACUUGGAUAUUACCAAGGGACCUACGACAUCAGCCGAGAAAUACCCUGCAAGUACAAAAUCCGUGAGCCAGCCCCGUCCGUGCAGAGGGGAGACGCUCGCCUUGCACCAGCUUUUUUUUUCCUGCCCUUAUUACCCACACACGGCGCGCGAGGGGAGACUUUUCAAUUGCUCGCACAUUUGGGGGAUUUUAACGCUUUUUCGCCGCCGUCGGAGAGGAGAGGGGAGGAAAGCAACGAGUACUUUGGAGAAAAAAACACAAUGUCAGCGACCUUCCCGGGGCUUGUCCACGACGCAGAGAUACGUCACGACGGAUCAAACAGCUACCGGCUCAUGCAGCUCGGUUGCCUGGAGUCCGUGGCCAACUCGUCGGUCGCCUACUCCUCCUCCUCCCCGCUCACCUACCCGGCGCCGGCGGGCACGGAGUUCGCCUCUCCUUAUUUCUCCGCCAACCACCAGUACACUCCCCUGCACCACCAGUCCUUCCACUAUGAGUUCCAGCACUCGCACCCGGCCGUGGCCCCGGAGGCCUAUGGGCUCAACUCGCUCCACUCGGGUCAGUACUACCAACAGAUCCACCACGGGGAACCGGCAGACUUCAUCAACCUGCAUAACGCGCGCUCGGCGCUCAAGUCGUCGUGUCUGGACGAGCAGCAACGGCGAGAGCUGGGCUGCCUCGACGCUUACCGGCGACACGACCUGUCGCUCAUGACGUCACACGGCUCCCAGGCCUACGGCGUCGGCAUGCACCAUCCGGACCAGAGACUGCUGCCUGCUGCCGGCCUGGGCCUUCCGACGACCGCAGACGACCUGCAGGGCUCCGUGGAAGCGCAGUGUGGGCUCGUGCUCAACGGACAAGGGGGCGUCAUCCGCAGAGGGGGAACUUGUGUGGUGAAUCCGACAGAUCUAUUCUGCUCAGUACCAGGUCGACUGUCACUACUCAGCUCCACCUCCAAGUACAAAGUCACCAUCGCAGAGGUGAAACGAAGACUGUCACCACCGGAAUGCCUCAACGCUUCUCUUCUGGGUGGAAUACUGCGCAGAGCCAAGUCAAAGAACGGCGGGCGAUGUCUCCGGGAGAAAUUAGACCGCCUCGGCCUCAACCUGCCGGCGGGUCGGAGGAAAGCUGCCAAUGUCACACUGCUCACCUCCCUGGUCGAGGGGGAAGCGCUCCACCUGGCAAGAGACUUUGGCUACACCUGCGAGACAGAAUUUCCCAGCAAGGCGGUGGGCGAACAUUUAGCCCGACAGCACAACGAGUCGAAAGAAAACAGCGCACGAAAGAAAAUGGUUUUGGCCACAAAACAAAUCUGUAAGGAGUUCCAGGACUUGUUGAGUCAAGAUCGUUCUCCUUUGGGCUCUUCCAGACCGACACCCAUCCUGGAUCUGGACAUCCAGAGACACCUGACACAUUUCAGCCUAAUCACACACGGUUUUGGUACGCCGGCUGUUUGCGCCGCUCUCAGCACUUUCCAAACGGUCCUGAGUGAGAUGCUCAACUACCUGGACAAAAACUCGAGCGGCAAAACGAGCGCCACGGCCGACCAACUGAUUAACAGCGGCUCGGAAAAGUCGCAGCUCCGCAAAGCAGCCGAGCCCCAGAGCAAAGACGGGAAAACUGAAAAGACCGAGUAGUCCCACCCGCCUGGCCACCCCCCCCCCCCUCCCCCGUGCCUUGGAGCCGUGUGUGUGUGUGUGUGUGUGUGUUUAUUCUAAUGAUGUAUUUAUUUGCUGAUAUUUUCAUUUUUGGAAUUAGGAUGCACAUGGACAUUCUAACAUCAGUGAGACAUGGUAGGCAGGGUUGCUAAUUGCACAAUGCACACACACACACACUACACAAAGACAAGAAAGGAUUUGAGGCCAAUUGAAUGUGCUACAACAAUAUCAAACCGCAAGAAUUUACUUUCAACGGGUUCAUCUCACACAAGGGGUCAGCACCCCUUUUUGAAAGCGAGAACUCCUUGGCGGGUCCUGAUGAUUGAGAAAGGGCUACCAGUCUGAUACACAUUUGUGAAAGAAUAAAUCUUGCUUAUCUUAGCUUAUAGUACGUGAACACACCGGUCAACGUCAAGCGCGGUGCACUGCACGGCAACCGUCCUCAUUUCAGGACGAGGCUACUUUCACACCACAACGGCGCAAAAUACCCAAUCGGUGCCGCGGCAACUAAUGUGUUUACCAUGUGAACGGAUGAGAAUAGUCGACUGUUUUUACACGCGAGCCUGAUAUGAUGCGACGGUCCGUUCUCAUGAAAUGAACAUUUAAAUUACACGGAAUUCGUCACGCUACACGAUAUGAUUUGGUUGAGAAUCUUUGAAACCAUAGCGACAUCUGAGGUGUCUGCAAUGUUUGCGGAUUUACGCUCGUCAUCUUUUUAAGAGUUUUAACUUGGCGAGUUUCCGAACGCAAAUUCUUACUGAAUUCUUGUGAGAACACAUUGGAAUGUUACAACCUGAGCUCGAGGCUACGCCGCGACGUGCGUUUGUGUGUGAAUAUGUAUGUUUUACGGGUGGGGUUUUUGAGGGAGGGGGGGGGGCGGGGGGAGGGUUUGUAAAGUGUGAGAUGGGUCCAAGUCAGCCAUUUUGUAACAGUGACUCAGCAAUUACUAUUUCCUGUGCAUGUCCAUGUCUAUCUUUGUACACUCUCCGAAAAACGCCGGUUUAGCCAACGCAAGCGCUCCGACUCGCCCAUGAACAUUUGUAAAGAUAUACAGUCUAUAAAUAUUUAAAUUACUUUUCUUGUAGGACUUUGACGAUAUAUAUGUUCAACUUACAUUUGAAAAAAAUGCUGGUGUUCAAUAAAUACAAGUUACGACGUGUUCUAUUAUUUA
This is a messenger RNA of Hippocampus zosterae (dwarf seahorse), 3685 nucleotides long. It is a transcript of the gene tfap2d, whose product is annotated as transcription factor AP-2 delta (activating enhancer binding protein 2 delta). The transcript is spliced from 8 exons. The coding region runs from base 1120 to 2493 and encodes 457 amino acids. Gene Ontology annotation, molecular function: RNA polymerase II transcription regulatory region sequence-specific DNA binding; DNA-binding transcription factor activity, RNA polymerase II-specific. The record is from RefSeq and is a predicted model, not a curated record. Gene Ontology annotation, cellular component: nucleus. Gene Ontology annotation, biological process: regulation of cell population proliferation; anatomical structure development; regulation of transcription by RNA polymerase II. NCBI's taxonomy places the organism in Eukaryota, Metazoa, Chordata, Actinopteri, Syngnathiformes, Syngnathidae.